AUUUCUUCCUCGUUUGUAAAUAAAAUCCCUCUUGUUUAGAAAUCAUCUUUCUAUCUUAACAAAAUAUAACACGCAAUAAUCGAAUGAGUCGACGUAACUCUACUGCAACGACCCUUGAAGAAGGGUCGGUUCCGAAAGAUAUAAAGGGUUCAAUUGUAGGCGAGGAAGUGCCUUCUCGUUCGUAUUAUUCGUCCCACUUAAACUAUGAUACAACAGAAGGAGAGCCAAGAUAUUCUGCUUCAAAUGAAUCAAUUCGAGCGCACUCACUAGCAUUAGGUGAUAAAUACAUGCAGACAACGAGCCCAACAUCAUCCCCAUCGUCUUCAGUUAAAAACGUGCAACGCACGAAUUUUAAGAAGGCAACGCCUUCCACUUUUGACGAACAAUCUACUACGCACUCUGUUUUAUCUCAUUUGCUACAAAAGGACGACCAUAAAAAGAAGAAAGACAGUAGCAGUGAACGAGAACCUUUAUUGAGGAAAAGGAAAUCAAAAGAUUAUCAAUCAAAUGCUGUUGCCCAUGAGCAGCAGGAUUCUGACGACGCUGAUAGCAAUUCGACGAUAGCGGAAGACGAGAAUGGAGAAGAUGAGGGCACCAUGCCAUAUCAAUCACAGCCCAAUGAAAACCCUGAACAGCAUUACCGUCAAACUCAUCAAUUAAAUAAGUAUAGGUCAAGUCAGAAAAGACGACGCGGUAUCUGGGAACAGCUUAGGAAAAACCCUAAACAAUUUAUGCAUACAUGUUUGACACAACCUAUACAAUAUAUACCAGCUGUCAUUCUGGGCUUACUACUGAAUUUAUUAGAUGCCAUCUCGUACGGUAUGAUUACUUUUCCUUUGAAUAAUCCAAUUUUUGCAUCGUUUGGUCCAGAUGGUAUAUCUAUGUUUUUUGUUAGCUGUAUUAUAUCACAAAUUGUAUAUUCAACCGGAAGUGUAUUUGACGGUGGCAAUGGCAGUAUGAUGAUUGAAGUGGUCCCGUUUCUACAUCUCAUGGCAGAGAAAAUCAUAUCUGUAGCAGGACAGAAUAAUCCUGCUGUGGUUAUUCCAUCUACAAUGGUUGCGUUUGCACUCAGUAGUAUAAUGACCGGAUUGGCCUUUUUUCUAUUAGGUGCCCUCAAAUUAGGCUCUCUUAUUGGUUUCUUUCCUCGACACAUUCUCAUUGGUACCAUUGGUGGUGUAGGCUGGUUCCUUGUUGCCACUGGUAUUGAAGUUUCUGGUCGUUUAGAUGAAAACCUUGUAUACACCAUCCCUAUGUUUAAGAAGCUAUUCCUGAACCCACAUGUCUUUUCCUUAUGGUUUUCCGCUUUGGCUGUCGCACUUCUUUUACGUUUGAUACAGCAUCGAAUUUCCAGCCCGUUAGUAGUGCCCACUUUUUUUAUGGCAUUACCAGUUGCUUUUUAUGUGAUUGUCUUUGCAUUGGGAUUGGAUGUGAGUAAAGUAAGAGAUGAUGGUUGGAUUUUUCCCUUGGUAGAAAGCGACACACCUUUCUGGCAUUUUUAUACACUGUAUGAUUUUCGAUUAGUCGAUUGGCGUGCUGUGGCAGAAACAAUUCCUGCAAUGCUCGCAUUGACCUUUUUUGGUGUUCUUCAUGUGCCAAUUAAUGUGCCUGCAUUAGGCGUAUCAACGAACAAGGAUGAUGUAAACGUCAAUCGUGAGUUAGUUGCUCACGGGAUUUCUAAUGCCGUAUCUGGUUUAUUAGGCUCAGUUCAAAAUUACCUUGUCUAUACCAAUUCUUUGCUAUUCAUUCGAUCUGGCGGUGAUAGUAGAGUUGCUGGCUUCAUGUUAGCAGGCGCUACUGCUAUAUUGUGGAUAAUUGGACCAUGGAUUGUCGGAUAUAUACCCGUUAUGGUUGUAGGCAGUCUGAUUUUUCAUCUCGGUCUCGAUCUCCUCAAAGAAGCUCUCAUCGAUACCUGGAAUGCUGUUCACUAUUUGGAGUACAUCACUAUUUGUGUCAUCAUUGUUUGUAUGGCCACAUUAGGCUUUGUAGAAGGUAUCGUGGUAGGCAUCAUUAUGGCAUGUAUCUUUUUCGUCGUCCAAAAUUCUUGUCAUAGCCAAGUCAUUCGCGGUAUCUAUACGGGUCAAUACAUGCGUUCUACUGUACGUCGGCUCUAUCGUCAAGAACGGUUUUUAGAGCGUGUAGGUGGACAAAUUCAGAUUGUUAAGCUUCAAGGCUAUUUAUUUUUUGGCACCAUUGACCAAGUCGAAAGAGCUAUUCGUGGCAUGCUAGAUGAGCAUGUAUGGGGCCUUCAUCCAAUUCGAUUCCUGAUUUUGGAUUUACAGCUGGUGCAGGGACUGGAUUUUAGUGCAGCAGAAGCGUUUGUUCGUAUUCGACGACUAUUGCGUGGUCGGCAGGUGUAUAUGAUUAUGUGUAAUGUAGAGCCUCGUUCGGAAGAGGAGAAAGCAUUAGUGAAAGCUGGCGUACUGCUUAAUCAUUGUGAGGAACAAGACGAAGGAGAUUUGAAACGUUUUGAGGGUAUGAAUGAUGCGAUAGAAUGGUGUGAAAAUGUGCUUUUGGCAACCUAUUUUGAACAUAAGCCCAAAAAUUUGCAAAUAUUCAACUCAGUGCCACCAUCAAGAGUUCCUAUGACUACAAAGCCCUCUUAUUCCUAUUCUCAACAUUUAGCUCACUCAGGCUCACCGCGCUAUGAUAGUAUUACAAACGCUAUAUGUCAAGUUUUUGAUGAAUCUCAUGCCCCCGUUGUUCAUAAGAAUACUGUCCAGCCUACACUUAUUCUUGUGCAAGCCUUCGGCGAGAUUGAUAAAGGCAAGACACCCAUUGAUUUCUUCCAUAAACUUAGUCAGUACUUUGAACGUGGUACAUGCGAAAAAGGCUACUUAUACCGUGAAGGCGACCCUUGCGACUAUCUUCUAAUUUUGGAGCAGGGUUGUUUGCGUAGCUUAAUGUAUGUGGCGAAUGAAGAAGUUACAGUAGAAAUCAUCCUUCCUGGUGCUGUCGUGGGAGAAAUUGGUAUUUUCAGCGCAGGUAGCUCACGACGCGGUCGUAGUUUGAUGGCAGAUACCCACUCAGUCUAUUGGAAACUGACCCGUGAUGCAUUCGACAGGAUGUGCCAAGAGGAUCCCAAGAUGGCCAACCAAUUUAUACUUUUGGCCAUGUAUUUCACAUCGGAAAGAUUGGACACCAUAACAAAAUAUGCAUUCCAUUUGCAUUAAUUCCCUUUUAAAUGUAAUAGUAUUUCAUACAACUAAUCAAUUUGUAAUAGUAUUCAAUAAAAACAACUCUUUAAGACAAUGGUCUUACC
Molecule: messenger RNA, 3259 nt
Organism: Mycotypha africana
Lineage: Eukaryota; Fungi; Mucoromycota; Mucoromycetes; Mucorales; Mycotyphaceae
Product: sulfate transporter family-domain-containing protein
Exons: 10
Coding region: 84-3170 (1028 amino acids)
Cellular component (GO): membrane
Source: RefSeq, a predicted model, not a curated record